AUGGCCUAUGAUCCUUUCGAAAGAUUUUUGGACCCUUUUUAUGAUCCGACCUUUGAUUUGGGUCUUCCUUACCUUUUUGUGAGCGAUUUGACUACGCCUUCCGGAACUAACGAUCGGUUUGAUCGUUGGGGGCCUCGUGAUCGUGGUGGAAAUCGUGAUAGAAUGGAUAGAUUAGGCUGGGGAGAUCGAGACGCAAGACGUCGGGUGCCUAUUCAAGAUCGUAUACCACGUCAUGUAGAAUCGCGUGUUAUGACUGAAAGAGAAGGAGACGGAGUUCCUAAAGAAGAUAUUUCGAUUGAUCUUCGUGAUCGUGAACUGAUUAUUCAAGGCGAAUCCAAAGGAUUUACUUACGAAUGUGCAACAUCGCGUGUUCGUGAACGUAACAUCGGGCGUUUCCGGAAACACGUUUUUUUGCCUCGUGAUAUUUCCGUGGCUAAAGAAGAUAUCGAUGCAAAUUAUCAGGAUGGAUUGCUUGAAAUAAAGAUCCCUCGUGGAAAAACGGAAGAAAUGGGUCGAAUUACUAUUAAGUGA
Molecule: messenger RNA, 531 nt
Organism: Racocetra fulgida
Lineage: Eukaryota; Fungi; Glomeromycota; Glomeromycetes; Diversisporales; Gigasporaceae
Source: the annotation of a GenBank genome assembly